AUGGACGGCACAUGGGAUGCCCAAAAAUCAUCCUCUAAAACGGCCACAAUCACUGAUUACCUAGACAUUCCUUCUGGUGAUGAGGACUCAUUGUUUCGUGCCGUUGCUAACCAGCCAGUAUCUGUCGGUAUUGAUGCUAGCGGGUUCGAAUUUAAGCACUAUUCUGAGGGGGUAUUCACAGGAGAUUGUGGCACCCAAAUGAAUCAUGCUGUCACGGCUAUCGGCUAUGAAACGACUGAAGAGGGGACCGACUACUGGCUAAUCAAUAACUCCUUGGGCCAAACAUGGGGUGAUAUAGGGUACAUGAAGAUACAGCGCGGCGUCAACCUAUGCCGCAUCGCAAACAUGGCGUCCUACCCUGUUGCAUGA
Messenger RNA from Amborella trichopoda, 369 nucleotides. NCBI's taxonomy places the organism in Eukaryota, Viridiplantae, Streptophyta, Magnoliopsida, Amborellales, Amborellaceae. The record is from RefSeq and is a predicted model, not a curated record.